AACCCCAUCAAGUCUUUGUUUUGGAAAUUCGAUCCCGGAGGUCUUUGUGUCGUCUGAAAAUCUGCCGCCCGGUCCUUAUCCGUUUAAAGAAGCAGAAGCUACCAGAACUUCCUGCUCGUCUCUCUCUCUCUCUCUCGUGAUUCCAAAUUCAGAACUACCAACUGUUCCAGAAUUCGCCGUUUCGUCUCUUUUUGUUACCUGAUCGAAGCCGGAGAUGGAUCCGACAAAUCUGAAUCAACUGAAGCUUUUCAUUGAUCAAUGCAAGUCCAAUCCUUCUGUACUCGCCGAUCCCUCUCUCUCCUUCUUCCGCGACUAUCUCGAGAGUACUCUGAUUUCAGUGUUGGCGCUAAGUUGCCUCCUGCUGCCUAUGAAGAUAAAGAUCCAAGAGCGAAGGGUUUUGUUGUGGAGGAGGAGAGUGAUGAGGACAUGGAAGGAACUGAAGAAUCAAAGACAAAGGUCGAGGAAGAGGAGGAGGAAGAUGAGAUCAUUGAAUCUGAUGUGGAGCUCGAAGGAGACACUGUUGAGCCUGACAAUGAUCCUCCUCAGAAGAUGGGAGAUUCAUCCGUAGAGGUCAUGGAUGAGAAUCGUGAGGCUGCUCAGGAGGCCAAGGGCAAAGCCAUGGAAGCCAUUUCCGAAGGAAAAUUGGAUGAAGCGGUGGAGCAUCUAACUCAGGCAAUCUUGUUAAAUCCAGCUUCGGCUAUUAUGUAUGCCACCAGAGCUACUGUCUAUGUGAAGUUGAAGAAGCCAAACGCUGCCAUUCGAGAUGCCAAUGCUGCUUUGGAGAUCAAUCCUGAUUCUGCGAAGGGAUACAAGUCUCGUGGCAUGGCUCAUGCCUUGCUCAGCCACUGGGAAGAGGCUGCGAAAGACCUUCACCUUGCAUCUACAAUCGACUACGAUGAGGAAAUCAAAGCUGUUCUAAAAAAGGUUGAACCGAAUGCUCAUAGGAUAGAGGAGCAUCGAAGGAAGUAUGACAGAUUACGAAAGGAAAGAGAGGACAGAAAGGCUGAACGCGAGAGGCAACGUCGCCGUGCUGAAGCACAGGCCGCUUAUGAGAGAUCAAAGAAGCAAGAACAAUCAUCAUCCAGCAGACAACCUGGAGGUGGGUUCCCGGGAGGAAUGCCCGGCGGUUUCCCGGGUGGAAUGCCAGGUGGAGUGCCCGGAGAUUUCCCGGGAGCUAUGCCAGGCGGAGUUCCCGGCAAUGUGGACUUUAGCAAAAUCUUGAAGGAUCCUGAGCUAAUGGCUGCGUUUAGCGACCCAGAAAUCAUGGCCGCGCUCCAAGAUGUGAUGAAGAACCCUGCCAAUCUGGCGAAGCAUCAGGCCAACCCUAAGGUGGCUCCGGUCAUCGCUAAGAUGAUGAGCAAAUUUGCAGGACCCAAGUAACCUCUCUCUCUCUCUCUCUCGCUCGCUCGCGUACACAUGCGUGAGAUGUUACGGGCUUUGUCCAAACGAGUUGGACAACACUCGAAUCGUGACAAAAUCCAUCCCCCCUUUGGUCUACUAAAUUGUUCAAAUGAGUGGCUUGUACGAUGCAGUGGCGGACCUACGUGGAGAUGAGUGGGGGCACUGGCCCCCACUGUUUUUUUCCUUUUAAAAAUAUUAGUUAUAAAAUUUAAUAAAAUUUUAAAAAAAUAUGUUAAUGCCCC
Messenger RNA from Tarenaya hassleriana, 1643 nucleotides. RefSeq names its product FAM10 family protein At4g22670-like. The coding region runs from base 259 to 1380 and encodes 373 amino acids. The transcript is spliced from 11 exons. Lineage: Eukaryota; Viridiplantae; Streptophyta; Magnoliopsida; Brassicales; Cleomaceae. Gene Ontology annotation, molecular function: Hsp70 protein binding; protein dimerization activity. The record is from RefSeq and is a predicted model, not a curated record.